GGAUAGCCAGGUACAGAUAGACUGACUAGAGAGUUGUGUCUUUUUGCUCUUCCAUUUCAGGGCAGUAGAACUGGCAUUCAAACAAGGCAAGCAGGAAGGGGAUGGAGCUCGCCAACGUCCCCCAUCUUGCCUCCUCCUCCAGCUUCUUCUUCUCCAGCUGCACCUGCAGAGUGUUAUGCUACAGGGGUAGAAGAACUGGGCCGGGGGCGAUAACUGUGUUUGCUGCUGGUAGUAGGUGCAGUGCUGAUUCUGCGUGUUCGGAGCCCAUUGAGCAGCAAAAUGUAGAUCCCCUUUCAGUGGCCUCAAGUCCUGCAAAUACCCACCGUUAUAGAAGGAGAGACUUUGCUGCUGUUGCUCUGCUCCCUUUUCUACUUCCUAAUGUUGAUAUGGCGAGUGCGGUUGAGCUAUAUGAUGGAUCAAUUAUUCAAAACGGCGUGAGGAAUGUUUUAACCAAGGUCAAAGCUGCUGGUGUCCUUCGUUUGGUUUUCCAUGAUGCAGGGACUUUUGAUGUUGGUGACAAAUCAGGUGGCAUGAAUGGCUCCAUAAUCUAUGAAGUUGACAGGCCUGAAAACACUGGACUAAGUAAACCUUUAAAGAUACUACGAAAAGCAAAAGAAGGAAUCGACCAGGUUCAGCAAGUGUCAUGGGCGGACUUGAUUGCAGUGGCUGGUGCCGAGGCAGUUGCACUUUGCGGAGGGCCUGAAAUUCCAGUAAGGCUAGGCCGAUUAGAUUCCAGCACUGCUGAUCCUGCUGGUAAACUCCCCGAGGAAACGUUGGAUAUAGUUGCCUUGAAAACAUCAUUCAGCAAAAAGGGCUUUUCGGUACAGGAGAUGGUCGUUUUAUCUGGAGCACACACAAUUGGGGGUAAAGGAUUCGGGAAUCCAAAUGGUUUUGAUAACACCUAUUUCAAAAUACUCCUCGAGAAGCCACAGCCGACUUCAUCCGGCAUGCCUAUAGGGCUACCCACGGAUUGGGCACUCACUAAAGAUGAUGAAUGCUUAAGAUGGAUCAAUAUCUAUGCGGAGGACCAGGAUAAAUUUUUCGCUGACUUCAGGGAUGCAUACACCAAGCUUGUAAAUAGCGGAGCCUCGUGGAGAACGGCUUAGUUCGAAUUAGCAAGUCCUCUUUUUGUCGAAAUUUAGGUGUCAUUCCGACCUCUGCAUCGGUUGAUGCACAAAACUGUGAAAUUACCAAGUCUGUAAAACUUUGCUCGCAGCAUCUGCUUGCGCAUUCUUUACUCUGCGCUGUAUAUUGAUGUGGCUCGUCUGGAGCUUUAGGAAAUUUACAGCAAACUAAAUUUUGUCUCU
This is a messenger RNA of Lolium rigidum, 1307 nucleotides long. RefSeq names its product putative L-ascorbate peroxidase 6. The coding region runs from base 102 to 1106 and encodes 334 amino acids. The transcript has 11 exons. The record is from RefSeq and is a predicted model, not a curated record. Lineage: Eukaryota; Viridiplantae; Streptophyta; Magnoliopsida; Poales; Poaceae. Gene Ontology annotation, molecular function: peroxidase activity; heme binding. Gene Ontology annotation, biological process: cellular response to oxidative stress; response to reactive oxygen species; hydrogen peroxide catabolic process.